Hemibagrus wyckioides is the source of this 687-nucleotide messenger RNA. RefSeq names its product E3 ubiquitin/ISG15 ligase TRIM25-like. The transcript has 2 exons. Gene Ontology annotation, molecular function: zinc ion binding. Bases 1 to 687 code for a protein of 228 amino acids. NCBI's taxonomy places the organism in Eukaryota, Metazoa, Chordata, Actinopteri, Siluriformes, Bagridae. The record is from RefSeq and is a predicted model, not a curated record.
AUGGCUGAGGCCAGUAUUUUAGUCGAUCAGAAUCAGUUCGUCUGUCCAGUGUGUCUGAAUCUCCUGAAGGACCCGAUGACUAUCCCCUGUGGUCACAGUUACUGUAAGGUGUGUAUUAAUGGCUGCUGGGAUCAGGAGGAUCAGAAGGGCGUCUACAGCUGUCCUCAGUGCAGAGACACUUUCACUCCAAGGCCUGUUCUACGCAGAAACAACAUGCUGGCUGAAGUGGUGGAGAAACUGAAGAAGACUGAAGUCCAAGCUGCUUCUCCUGCUCACUGUUACACUGGACCUGGAGAUGUGGAGUGUGAUUUCUGCAACGGGAGAAAACACAAAGCUGUCAAGUCCUGUCUGAUGUGUCUGGCAUCCUUUUGUGAAACUCAUCUGAAACCUCACUAUGAAGUUUCUGGAUUGAAUAAACACACAUUAAUUGAAGCUUCUGGAAAUCUACAAGAGAAGAUCUGCUCUGAACAUGAUAAAGUGCUGGAGAUCUACUGUCGUACUGAUCAAACCUUCAUCUGUUAUCUGUGUAUGAUGGAUGAACACAAAAGCCACGACACUGUCUCAGUUAAAGCUUACAGAACUGAGAAAGGGAGUGAGUUAAAGGAGGAGCAGAUGAAAUUCCAGCAGAGAAUCCAGGAGAAGCAGAAGAAGGUGCAGCCAGUUUGCUCACCUGACACUUUGAAGUAA